GUGAACGACGAUAAUUCAUCUCUAUGGUUACAAACCAUACGCAUGAUAAAAUGUAAAUUAAUCUAUUAGAUAGUUAAAAAAAAAAAAUGAACUAUGGUUUACCAUUCCAAGAUUGGGAUAUCGAUAUGUACAGAAGCCGUGCCUUAAAAUUGGGUUUUGCUUCUCAAGCCGAAGAGGAAGUGCAAUCGUCCUACGACAAGGAAAAAUUGUUGAUCGUCAUAGCUCCCUGUUGGAUCGUCCUGGAGGCCGCGAACGACUAUAUGUUCGUCGUGAAGAAGGAUAUCUACCGCCGCUUGGUCGAUGUCAAUCAGUUCUUGAGCGACUUCUUCCAUUUUCAGUUCUAUAGUGAAUCGAUUCCCAGGACUUUAUACUUCAGAGACUUGGAUCCUUACGUGAUGAGCGUCUGCUGCAAGUACUUACACUGGAAAUUAAAAAAUAGAACGGCACAAGAACGCCCAGGGUUCAUCUCCAAUCCGAUUUUGUUUAACCAGGUCUUGGAUGCGGCCAAAACGUUGGGAAUAGUCCCCAUUGAUAUCUAGUUGGAACGGUUCCCAGAUCAUCACACAGACAUUAUUAAAAGAUAAAAAUAUUAUGGUAUUAAUUAAAAUCCAUUACAAAAAUGCGUUUUACUUCUU
This is a messenger RNA of Nezara viridula (southern green stink bug), 635 nucleotides long. The record is from the annotation of a GenBank genome assembly. Lineage: Eukaryota; Metazoa; Arthropoda; Insecta; Hemiptera; Pentatomidae.